AUGGGUACAUACAAGUUUUUGAUUGUGUUAGUUCUCUCUCUCAUUGUCUUCUUCAAUCCUUGCAUUGGGCUUAAUGAAGUAGUUACCAACAUUUGCCAGAAAACAAGAGACCCUCAAUUUUGCUUGGAUACAUUUAAAUCAGAUCCACGCAGUAAUGCAGUUCGUGACGCCCAUGAUCUUGCUAUGCUAGCUCUUUCCAUUACCGAUCUUAAGAUUCAAGACAAUAUGAAUACUUUUCCAGAGAUUCGUAAAAAAAUAAAAGAUCAAGUUAGUCUGCAUAGGCUAAAUGUUUGCCAAUAUGAUUAUCGUCGUGCAUUCAAAGGGUUUAGAGAGGCUUACUUCCAAGCUGAGAAAAGUGCUUACUGGGAUGCCAUGAACACUGUUGCUAAUGCAACAAAUUAUGUUAUUGAAUGUCAAAAUGUUUAUCGUAUUGGCAAACCAAUUGCUGAAUCACCCUUUGCUGCUACUAAUCUUGAAGUGGUUACUUUAUCAGGACUGAUUUACAGCAUUAUUUCCAUGGCUGCUGCAUAG
Mangifera indica (mango) is the source of this 531-nucleotide messenger RNA. Its product is annotated as pectinesterase inhibitor 5-like. The coding region runs from base 1 to 531 and encodes 176 amino acids. The record is from RefSeq and is a predicted model, not a curated record. The transcript has a single exon. Gene Ontology annotation, biological process: negative regulation of catalytic activity. Gene Ontology annotation, molecular function: pectinesterase inhibitor activity. NCBI's taxonomy places the organism in Eukaryota, Viridiplantae, Streptophyta, Magnoliopsida, Sapindales, Anacardiaceae.